Messenger RNA from Lodderomyces beijingensis, 1128 nucleotides. The record is from the annotation of a GenBank genome assembly. NCBI's taxonomy places the organism in Eukaryota, Fungi, Ascomycota, Pichiomycetes, Serinales, Debaryomycetaceae.
AUGCUACUGGAAUCAACUUUGGUUUUUGACCAGCGGCAAGAAUUACUGAGCAAGAUGAGUGAUGUACGUACUACUACAACGGCAAUUGUCGUUUCUCCCGUUUGAAAGUGAAAGUACUGACUCGGCUUUUAGCAAAAAAUCGAAAUCUUGAAGUUUGCUGACGAAGACGGCCAGUUCAAGAGAAGGGCUUCUAGUUUCAGGGACUUUAUCAGCACCAAGCCGGGGGCAAGAUUCCCUCCUGAGGCCGGCCGAUACCACUUGUAUGUCUCGUACGCGUGUCCAUGGGCCCACCGCACUCUAAUCACACGUCGUCUCAAGGGGUUGACUGCAAUCAUUGGGUUGUCCAUUGUCCAUUGGCACAUGGACGACAAAGGAUGGAGAUUCCCCACUGAGCAAGAAUUGAGCUCGUUAAAGUCAAAGGACGACUCGUCGUACGGCACCCCCGACCGUCUCUACGGAUUGGCUCGUCUUCGCGAAUUGUACUUCAAAGCAGACCCAAACUACAGUGGCAGGUUCACUGUUCCCGUGUUGUGGGAUAAGAAGGAGCAAACCAUUGUCAAUAACGAGUCGGCUGAAAUCAUAAGAAUGUUGAAUUUUGACUUCAACAGCAUCUUGCCCAGCGAGUACGCCGAGGUCAACUUGGUUCCCAAAAACUUGGAAAAACAAGUUGACGAGAUCAACAGUUGGGUCUAUGACAAUAUCAACAAUGGUGUCUACAAGGCGGGAUUUGCCUCCAAGCAAGAAGUUUACGACAGAGAAUGUAAAAAUGUCUUUAAAAACUUGGACAAAGUUGAGGAAUUGUUAAAGACAAACCACGCCAGCGAUAGAAAGAAUGAGUUUUUGUUGGGCAGCACCUUGACGGAAGCGGACAUCAGGUUAUUCACCACCAUUAUCAGGUUCGACCCAGUCUAUGUUCAGCAUUUCAAAUGCAACAUUGGCAUGAUUAGAACCCACUAUCCGUAUAUCCACAAUUGGGUUAGAUUGUUGUACUGGAAGAUCCCCGGAUUUCAAGAAACGACAGAUUUCGACCAUAUCAAGAAGCAUUACACUAAAUCCCACGUCAAGAUCAACCCUUAUGGCAUUACACCAUUGGGACCCGUGCCUAAUAUCUUGCCAUUGGAUGGAUGA